AUUGUCCCGGCCUUGGGAGGCGACUGAUGGUGCAGAUGAUUGCCGCUGAUACGGCUGAUGCUCUGGCCUCGCCAACAUGACCGCGGCUCCUCCUCUUUCUCCUCGCGCCUCCUCCUAACCCCCAAUCCGCCACCUCUCUUAUCUCUCGUCCCUCUCGUUCACCCUUUCCUCCCCCCCAGGGUAUCAUCUUCGUGGGCGGCUUCAGCUACGCCGACGUGCUGGACUCCGCCAAGGGCUGGGCGGCCGCCAUCCGCUUCAACAGCCGCGUGCUGCAGCAGUUCGCCGCCUUCUACGCGCGCCCCGACACCUGGUCGCUGGGUAUCUGCAACGGCUGCCAGCUCAUGGCGCUGCUGGGCUGGGUGCCGGCGCCGGGCGGGCAGCAGGUGCCGGACGCGCGGCAGCCGCGCUUCGUGCACAACGCCAGCGGGCGGUUCGAGAGCCGCUGGGUGCAGGUGCGCAUCCAGUCCAGUCCCUCAGUGCUGCUGAAGGGCAUGGAGGGCUCCGUGGUGGGCGUGUGGUGCGCGCACGGGGAGGGCAAGUGCCUCUUCCCCGACGAGGCGGUGCGGCAGGAGGUGCUGGGCAAGGGACUGGCGCCCAUCCAGUACGUGGACGCCGACUCCCAGCCCACCGAGGUCUACCCCGCCAACCCCAACGGAUCCCCCAUGGGCAUCGCCGCGCUGUGCUCCGAGGACGGGCGCCACCUGGCCAUGAUGCCGCACCCCGAGCGCUGCUUCCUGACCUGGCAGCUGCCGUACGUGCCGCCCGAGCUGGGGCUGCAGCCCAAGGGCCCGGCGCCCUGGAUCAAGCUGUUCCAGAACGCCCGCGAGUGGGCCGAGGCGCACCGGGAGGGGGACAGCAACGGCAACGGCACGCAGCAAUGAAGAAGGGGUGGGAUGUUGGGGCUGGGAGAGGGGUUUGAGUUAUGUGGCGGGCGAGGGAGGGUGUGGGCAUAGUGGGGUGUGAAGUCCGGGCGAAUUGACGGUGUCGCAUGUCAGGGAUGUUGGUGGGUCUAAGUGCAACCCGGUGGGUGAGACGUGGGGGUUUGUGGCUUGUUUUGUUGCCCUAUUGCGGGUGUGUGUCAUUGUUCUUGGGACAGAUUGGCAGGAGGUUUGGGGAAUGGAGCCGGGAACGGGUUAGGGGGGCUUAGGUUGCUUGGCGCUCGGGGUAGAACACAGCUGACAAAGUGAGGUGACACCCGGCGGCGCCUUUAUGUGCACAGGGUUGGCAAUGAAUGUUAAGACAGGGAGACGUGCAAGGAGAGGACAGCAUCUACUUUGACACGGACGCAUUUCCAGAUUUUGCGUUGGUGGAAUGCCAGGUCGCUGACUGUACCUGAAGUUCUGAGGACUAGUGCUUAGGACGUGACGUUAGUUUUGCAAGGGAAAUGCGUGUACCUUCCUAUUGGGGCUUAGCCACGCAGUAUAUGACGGUUUAUUGGGAUGACCUUGUUACGUUACAACAGGUGUAGGCUGUGUACGAAACAAUACUUAAGAACUGAGAGGGUGAACGUAUUGGUGGCUUUAGUACUUAGCCCAUGUUAGGGCCUUUUAAUCCGCUCCUGUGCGUAUGACGCCAGGAGGAAAUCGCGCAAUAUCCUGUCAAACAGCAGCGCGGACAACAACGCGUGCUUUACCGGUGCUCCGUGGGACAACAAGCCCGCGAGCAUAUCCCCGUGUGGGUAUCACACUCUGGUUCUUUGUUUCCUGCAGCAAACCACCAGGUUCUCAGCUGUCCCUCUUCUCUUC
Messenger RNA from Astrephomene gubernaculifera, 1745 nucleotides. Lineage: Eukaryota; Viridiplantae; Chlorophyta; Chlorophyceae; Chlamydomonadales; Astrephomenaceae. The record is from the annotation of a GenBank genome assembly.